Penicillium olsonii is the source of this 1248-nucleotide messenger RNA. The record is from the annotation of a GenBank genome assembly. NCBI's taxonomy places the organism in Eukaryota, Fungi, Ascomycota, Eurotiomycetes, Eurotiales, Aspergillaceae.
AUGCCAAGCAAUUUUUCGUCCAGAGCUCCUUGGAAACGAUCAGCAUGUGAUCGCUGUCGUGCACAGAAGCUACGCUGCAUUCGUGAUGAAGACCAACCUACAGAUGCAUGCAUGAGAUGUGUCAAGUCCGGGGCGAAGUGUGUUACUAGCAUGGCCCGCCCAACGGGUCGUCCGCCCUCCCGUCAACCACCGGUCGAUCAAACAUCACAAACAAGCAAUUCAUCUCCCGAUGAUAGUGGGGUGGAUAUGGGAAUGAUUGGACUGGAUUAUGAUAUCUCGUUGGAUAAUUUCUUCAGCAGCAUUGGCAUGCAACAUUCCGAUGUCAUGAUGGACGAGGAGAUAUUCAUGGAUAAUGAUACUUUGCCUCAAUCACCACAUCAACAUGGAGUUCCCCAUACACACAUUCCAUGUGAGAGCGGAAUUGAGUUUAGUUCUUCUCAGUCAGAGUUUCCGGCUCAGCAUCAUACUCUCGAUGCUAUGCCACACCAGCAACCGGCAGAGCCAGCUGCGACGAUCAGGACCGACGAUGCAGAGCUCCUCCUGUCCAAACUAGAUUUGGAUCUCUCUUCUCAACUGUUUUCCAUCAAAUCGGUACCUUGGGACGUCAAAGAUAUUCUACAACUCACUUUCUCGCACACCGGGAAUGAGAAAGACCCAGUUAAUCCUCAAUCCCAUCCUGUUCUCCAACUAUCCAACGCGGCCACCGAGCUUGGAAGACUCUUAAAAAGCUUGCUCCCAAACCAAACUCCCGAAAAUCACCUCUCCUCACAACAAUACUCUCCGACUUUUCUGCCCCGUCGUCUCCGCACUACGCAGCUCCUAGUGGCGCUGUCCUGCUACAUUCACAUUGUCUCUAUUUACGACAUUAUCUUCACUAAAGUUUAUGACUACUUGACGAACAACUCCGACCCAUCAACAGCGGCUCUUCCCUCGGCAGAGCCAACUCUAUACCUUGGAAGCCUACCAAUUCCUCCAAAUCAGAUGCUACCUGGCAUAUUGCUAGUCCAUCUGGCUGAAAAUCAACUUCAUCAAAUCGAGCUAUUGAUGGGCUUGCCUGACCAUUCUCGAGUGUCAUCAAGAUCGAAUGAUAGGAAUCAACACGGCAAAACCGGGCUUUUUGCAGGUCAAAACAGCCAAUUGCUUUUAAAUGCUGUGAUACAGCUUGGAGACGAUCGGAACGGCAAUCAUGACGAUAUAAGAUGCGUUCAAUCAUUGAGGAACAAGAUGCGACAAAUCAAAGACUCCUAG